This is a messenger RNA of Sycon ciliatum, 909 nucleotides long. RefSeq lists its product as uncharacterized. The record is from RefSeq and is a predicted model, not a curated record. Lineage: Eukaryota; Metazoa; Porifera; Calcarea; Leucosolenida; Sycettidae. The coding region runs from base 1 to 909 and encodes 302 amino acids. The transcript has a single exon.
AUGUCUUCCAUCAUAUCAGGAUUCAAGUCCAAUGAUGACAUGGUGAGAUAUGAAACUGGCCUCCCAUCUUUUGCUGUGCUGGAGAAAGUGUUCGCAUUUGCUGGCAAGGACAUCCCCGACCACCACCGAGCGGCACUUCCGUCCUUUGCGCAGUUUAUUAUUGUCCUGAUGAAGCUGCGCCUCAACUUGCACGAUCAAGAUCUAGCACAUCGCUUCGGCAUCAGCCAGUCUACCGUCUCAAAGUACUUCCAUAAAUGGAUCCACGUCCUUUAUGGCAGGCUGCAGCCGUUGAUCAUCUGGCCAGAGCGCUCCGAACUGUACCGCACGAUGCCAUUGGAGUUUCGCGGACAUUUUGGGAAGUGCAUUUGCAUUAUUGAUUGUUUUGAAGUGUUUUGCGAAAGGCCACAUGAUCUGAUGGCCAGGGCUCAAACCUUCUCUAAUUACAAACACCACAACACGGUUAAAUUUCUUAUUGGUAUCACCCCGCAAGGCACUAUUUCCUUCAUCUCCAAAGGAUGGGGUGGCCGGACAUCGGAUAAGUACAUCACGGAGCAUUGCGGGCUGUUGGACAAGCUAUUGCCGGGUGAUCAGCUAAUGGCAGACCGGGGAUUCACGGUCAGUGAUGCCGUUGGCCUGCACUGCGCUGAGCUGGUCAUACCUCCGUUCACAAGAGGCAAGAAGCAACUGUCGAGAAUCAGCAUUGAGAAGGCCAGGAAGCUGUCUCGGCUACGAAUCCAUGUGGAACGUGUUAUCGGCAACUUGCGGCAGAAGUACACUAUUCUGCAGUCAACCCUGCCAGUGAACAUGCUGAUGAGUGAUGCCUCAACAGGAGUGUGCACCAUCGACAAGAUUGUCCUGGUGUGCUCUGCGCUGUGCAACUGCUGCGACUCAGUGGUGCCUUUCCAGUAG